AUGAGGCAUAUUCAGCAGUCUGCAACAGAAGUGUUGUCUUCAUUAUGUGAAGGGCAAUCGCGUGAAGAAAGGUGUAAGACGUUAAACGGACAUUUGACAGAAAUCCAAAAGCGUUAUGAUAGCGUUCUGUCUGAGAUCGUUCGAACCAAGACAAGUAUCGAGGAAGCCAGAGUGAAAUAUGAGAACAUGAAUGACAUGAUCCGAACACUCGAACAGUUAAAGUGUAGUCUGGAGCAGCACAUUCGAACUGUAAGGUUAAAUGAAAGUUCAUUUGCUGGAACAUCCGCUGUUCUAGAAUAUGACGCAGCCAAGACACGUACCAACAAUCUCAUCAGUGUUAUCAGGGCGAGGUCACAAUGGGAGAGAGCUAAAGAGCUGCUGAAAGAAGAAGGAAAAGAAGACCAACGGAAAAUGUAUGAAUGUCUCGCAGAUAUGCAAGCCAGUCAAGAAAUUCUAGCCAAGUUUGUCUCGAAAGGCUUUGGCACUAAGGAAUUCGAAGAAAUGAAGGAUCGUUUCCUCGCAUGGCAGAGCGCUGCUUUAAUUUUUGCCAUACAGCAGGCAGAUUUCGAGAAGUUAGCGGAAAUUCAGAAAACUUAUGAAAGUCUUGGCCAGUUUAUUUCUAUUUUCCGUCGUGUUUCGAUAAAUAGACUACGGGAGUUCUCCUCAGAUGGAACGACUAUUCAGUCGAUCGUUGCUUCUCUACACAAAGAACUGGAAUUCGUUUUCACACAUCACCACAAAGUUCUUCGUCGUUUCCUCAAUGAUGACGAUGCGACAGCUCUGCUCUCAAAAGCUAUCGAAGAAGGUCUAAAUGAGCUCGAUCUUUCAACAUCGAUAACCAGUCUUAUUUCUGCAGAUGAAAAUCCAGUCGGACUUCUCCAGAAGAUCUCAAAUGUGCUGGCCACUCGAUCAGAAGUUUCCUCGAAACUCACACAACUUGCUGAUGCUCAUUUUUACUUGAGAAACAAAAUCAUCCAUGAUCUCGUGGACCCAUUCCGUUCUGCCUUGACUGCCUAUCUAUUGGCAAAGAUCAAUGCCUUUGAUUUUAAAGCUCUUGAAAACUUUAUGGUGAAGAUGCAAAUCUGGAAACCACUGAUGGAAGCCGAGCAUCGUACCCGUUCAAUUGAGGACUUAGUUUCGGUGUGUGCUAGUUCCGGCCAACUUGUUUUCGGUCUUCAAGAGUUUAAAGCUAUGGUGACUGGUGUUGAGCGUGAGUUAUUUGUUUACCAAUGA
Angiostrongylus costaricensis is the source of this 1233-nucleotide messenger RNA. Lineage: Eukaryota; Metazoa; Nematoda; Chromadorea; Rhabditida; Metastrongylidae. The record is from the annotation of a GenBank genome assembly.